Messenger RNA from Kazachstania africana CBS 2517, 744 nucleotides. It is a transcript of the gene HHO1, whose product is annotated as histone H1. Gene Ontology annotation, biological process: negative regulation of DNA recombination; chromosome condensation; nucleosome assembly. Gene Ontology annotation, cellular component: nucleus; nucleosome. The coding region runs from base 1 to 744 and encodes 247 amino acids. Gene Ontology annotation, molecular function: nucleosomal DNA binding; double-stranded DNA binding. The record is from RefSeq and is a predicted model, not a curated record. Lineage: Eukaryota; Fungi; Ascomycota; Saccharomycetes; Saccharomycetales; Saccharomycetaceae. The transcript has a single exon.
AUGCCAAUCAGAAGACCAACUUUGAAGAAGACACAGGCAAAGAAGACGCCUGUAGUUGCUAAGAAAAUCGUAGCCAGGAAGAUCGUCGAGGAGCCUGCUAAAUCCUACAGGACUCUAAUCACAGAGGCAUUGGUUAGUUUACACGAUCGUAUGGGAUCUAGCCGUCAAACCCUCAAGAAAUUCAUUAAGGAAAAAUAUCCAUCAGUCGGUGCUGCUGCUAACUUUGACAUGUACUUUAAUAAUGCAAUUAAGAAAGGUGUACAGAGUGAAAUCUUUUUGCAACCAAAGGGUCCAUCUGGUCCGCUCAAAUUAGCAAAAGUGUCAAAGACCGAUGAUAAGAAGCCUUCCAAAGUGGUUGCUGCUAAGAAGGCAGUUAAAGUCACUAAAAAGAAACCUGUCGUUGCAAAGAAAGUUGCAUUGAAAAAAGCACGUAACGUUGUCGCUGAACAUCCUUCGACGUACAGAGAAAUGGUCUUGGAAGGGGCUACAAAAAUUAAUACUGGGAAAGGUGCCAGCCGUAUUGCUUUAAAGAAGUUUAUUAAAGAAAAAUAUAGCUCAGCUGGAGCAAGACCUAAUUUUGACAGUCUCGUCAACAACGCUAUUAAAAAAUGUGUCGAUUCCGGCGAAUUGAAACAACCAAAAGGUCCCUCAGGAGUUGUCAAAAUUGUAAAGAUCGAGAAGUCAUCCUCUGUAAGCAAGACUAAACCUAAGAAGAGGGCCAACGGUGUCACAAAGAAAAAAUAG